GCCGCAUGGGAAGUCAUUUGUAGCAAGAACUGACGUUGGGAGAGUUGGGAGGCGAUCUUUCUAUACAGCGCAUAGCCUUGCACAGCUCUGAGUAUGUCUGAUUCAACAACAACCGGUGAGCAUGAAAAAACACCACAGCCGAAUCCCAGCAGCACAGAUGAAGCCCAAGUAGAGCCAACUGUUUUGGAAAGUGUAGCACUUGACACAGCUGAUAUUUAUCAGGAAGUUUCAUCCGAAGGAAGCCACAAUGAGCCAAGGCACAGUGCCAGCACGGAUUCUAGUCUGGGAAAAGAAACUGAGCUGAAAAGAUACUUCGCAAGCUCUCCGACAGCUUCUGAACAGAAUGCUUGCACUUUCUUUGAUUCCCUUUCUGUGAGUACUUCACCCAUGAUGAAGAGUGUUUCGGAGGUCAGCAUGUUCCAGAACAUUACCAACCCAGAAGAGAUGCUCCAAGAGCCCACAGCGUCCGAAUCAGUUGAACAGCCUCCUGAAGAAUCUGGGGUGUUUUUUUCACUUGGCGGUGCACCAGCGGAAGGCAUAGAAACAGCAACCGAGGCAAUAGCAACUGAUGAUGCUGUAGAAAUGCAAGAUGCAAAAAGAUGUUUAGUUCAGUUUCGUUCAUCAUCAUAUCAAGAAGGUCUGACAAACUCUCAAGAAAAAGAACAGCCUUUGCAGGCCACGACCGCUGCUGUUGAUGUAGCAGUGGAAGAAAAGCCAUCGUUGAGCAAAUUUUUCUCGACAGAGCACAGCGGUGGAGACCAAGAAGGAAAAGCAUUUUUCGACAUCCUUGCAGCAAAGCUUCCAAGUUCUGAUCAGCAGUCGUCAGGAAGCGCAAGUCCGACAUCCGCUUUGCAGGAACCAUGUUUGACAUCUGACAUACACACAGAACAAAAUUUCCUGAGCUCGUUAGAUGAUGCUGAAAGCUGUGCUUAUGACGUGUGGAUUCCCAGUGCUCAGACCAAAGAGUUUCUGAUGAAACUGUCGACGUCAGAACCAGGAACCAUGUUUCCAGAGAGAGACGACCUUACCAUGCCUGGCAUAAUUAUUGAGGAACAUCAGGGAGAUGCGGUGAAAGCACUACUGUACGAGCACUUUGAACCUGAAGCAAACUAUCGCGUGACCCUAUCCGCGGAUACCGUUCCUCAGAACGAAGACGGGCUGCGUCAGCUCAUCGGGGCGCAGUGUUACAAUGCAGCUGUGAACCUCACCAUGCGACUCCUCACUCAACUGGGGCAAGGGCCCGGUGCAGGUGGACGUCCUACACGGCAUAGCCCCCAGUCUUUGCAGCUGUGGUACACCAGGUUGGCACUGUUCGUAAAACUACGGAAAUUUCCGCUUGCCGAAGUGGAAGCAGAGGCAUUUGGAUCGCUAGACAAGCCAGACCUCUACUACGAAUUUUAUCCAGACACAUUCCCAGGGAAAAAAGGGUCCAUGGUGCCAUUCUCGUUCCGUCUGCUUUUGGCUGAGCUUCCACAGUUUCAGGGUAACCAUCAUACUGCUUUAAACAACCUCUACAGGCUGCUUGAAGUGGUGCACCGGAUCCUAGCCAACCUGACCAAUGGCACUGCCGAGGACGGUAGUCUCUUGGAUGUAGGUGAACAGGUGAGACAAGCCUCUAUAAAGCUGUGGGAAGAGCGUGAGUGCAAAGUCUACUUUGCAAUCCUCAACUGCGUCCUUAGCCAAAAGGAUUAUGUCGUGGCAAUCAAAGUGGCAAGGUUGCUCCUAGAGCACAACAGCGGAAGGCGUCCGCAGCUGUACUCCGCAAUAGGGCGUAUUUACCUUCAGUUUGGUGAUGUGGAAACAGCACAGGGACAGUUUCAUAAAGCGGAAGGGCUCUACCAAAACAUGGGUCUUGAAGGACGUCUUGAAAUCCUUCUCAAUAAGGGCAUGAUCGCAUUGGCGCUAAACAACUACAGCGAGGCCUAUCAGCAUUACGAAGAUGCAAGCAAAUUGCAGCCGAAAAAUCCACUGUUCGUCAACAACAUGGCCGUCUGUCUCCUCUACAUGGGAAGACUACAAGACGCUGUCACGCUCUUGGAAGACGCAGUCCACGGAAGCCCGGCUCUGUGCCUGCAUGAGGGCCUUCUUUUCAACGUGUGCACCCUGUACGAACUUCAGUCCUCCGAAGCGUUACAGAAAAAGCGCACGAUGCUAAAGACGGUCGCGCGCCAUGCUGGCGAUUCCUUCAACAUCGCGUCACUGAAAAUGCAGACGGCCGCGGGAACGCCUGCCAAGACGUGAGUUGAAAGACUCGUGCGUACAGGGGAACAGAUACUGGUGCAUCAGGAAUGGGAGGAACUUCCAAGAUUUCUGGACAGCAGUACCACUAGGCAAGGUAUGUUCCGUCACUCUAGUGGUACAGGCAGCGUGGACGGUGCUUCAAAAGGACACUAGCAAAUUAUACUAGGAUACUUAUUUUAUAUGCACGAGGACAACUGAAUGCAAACGGAGGGAGGACCGAACGCACAACUCUGUGUGUGUGUGUGUGGCAGACCUGUAAAAAUUAAAAUUUGGAAGAAAUGGAGUGGCAAUUACAUGCUCGUAAAGGUAAUUAAAUUACAUAUUACAUGCAAAGUACCGUAAUCGAGUUAUACCAAGUUACAUUCAUUUCAAUUUAAUUUUGAUGCAUAACUUUAUUCUUUUUCUGAGGAACUUUGUGAUGUCUCCACCGUUGAUUUCUUAUGGACUACACGGAAUAGACUUACAACAUGACAAGACUUUCGGCAUGCAAAAGCACAUCUCCUACUAUUAGAACGUGCCCCUAAUAGCCUUGUCUCUUUGUGAAUGAAUAAAAAUGAAUAGAAAUUGGACAUCGCGAAAAUGGUUCCAAGAUUUAAAAUGAAGGUAUAUCCAAAAUUGCAUGCAAAAUAAUUCCAAAAGUAGUAAUUACUGAGCAAUAAUUAGUUACUGAGAAUGUAAUUUGUUACUUUACAGAUCUGGUGUGCGGUUGUCUGUCUGUUCCUUUCUGUGUUUGCAUUGGAGUGUCACAGACUAUAGUAGCCAACAAGUCAAACACCUUGCAUUCAUACUUCAGAAUUUCAAUACUAUUUACUUUUAUAUGGCAGUGCUUUUGGUGGAUAAUGUUGCCGAAGCAUCUGCAGCCCAGACUAGCCAUCGUAAAUGCGUAUGUAUCAUGCAAGCAGUAAGAUGUCCACAUCUGUCGCACAUUUCUAACGGGUGUGGCAAUGCAGUCUACAUACAAUUUACUGACAUAAUUCGCAUUCUGUCCACAAAGCGAAACUGUCAUGCACAAAGCAAAGCUAGGACUGCUAUUGAAAUUAAAACAGUUUGUCGCAAA
This is a messenger RNA of Ornithodoros turicata, 3298 nucleotides long. RefSeq names its product trafficking protein particle complex subunit 12-like. Lineage: Eukaryota; Metazoa; Arthropoda; Arachnida; Ixodida; Argasidae. Gene Ontology annotation, cellular component: TRAPP complex; Golgi apparatus. Gene Ontology annotation, molecular function: protein binding. The record is from RefSeq and is a predicted model, not a curated record. Bases 94 to 2241 code for a protein of 715 amino acids. The transcript has 14 exons.